Molecule: messenger RNA, 1635 nt
Organism: Tachyglossus aculeatus (Australian echidna)
Lineage: Eukaryota; Metazoa; Chordata; Mammalia; Monotremata; Tachyglossidae
Product: extensin-like
Exons: 5
Coding region: 1-1635 (544 amino acids)
Source: RefSeq, a predicted model, not a curated record
AUGGUUGAUUUGCGUGAAACUGCCGCUUUUACUCUGGGUGAACAGGGUCAGGCAGAGUCAAAAGCAAACGAGAGGGAUCCUGGCAGGCAGGGAUCCUGUGGACAGAAUGCCCCGCCCACCAAUCACGGCCCGCCCUCCCAGUCCCCGCCCACCAAUCACGGCCCCGCCUUCCCACCAGGCCCCGCCCAUUCGGGGCCCCGCCCACGUCUCGGGCCCCCGCCCAACCAGGAUACGCCCUCCAAUCACGGCCCCGCCCACACAAGCCACGCCCGCUUUCUCACGGCCCCGCCCUCCAGGGCCACGCCCACCCACGAUUUAGGCCACGCCCACUCCACACGGCCACGCCCUCCCGGACCACGCCCACCAAUCACGCCCCCGCCCGUGCAGGCCCCGCCCACUCCUCACGGCCACGACUUAUCAUGCCAGGCCCAUAUAGCCCCACCCACUACUCACGGCCACGCCCUCCCUGGCCCCGCCCGCCGAUCACGACCCGCCCUCCCAGCCCCCGCCCACCAAUCACGGCCCCGCCUUCCCACCAGACCCCGCCCAUUCGGGGCCCCGCCCACGUCUCGGGACCCCGACCAACCAGGACAUGCCCUCCAAUCAAGACCCCGCCCACACAGGUCACGCCCACGUCUCGCAACCGCGCCCUCCCGGGCCACGCCCACCCACGAUUUAGGCCACGCCCCCCGGGCGACGCCCACCGAUCACGGCCCCUCCGCCCGCGCAGGCCCCGCCCACACUUCACGGCCACGACUUAUCAUGCCAGGCCCAUAUAGCCCCACCCACUACUCACGGCCACGCCCUCCCGGGCCCCGCCCGCCGAUCACGACCCGCCUACCAGCCCCCGCCCACCAAUCACAGCCCGCCCACACAGGCCCCACCCACCAAUCACGGCCCCGCCUUUCCACCAGGCCCCGCCCAUUCGGGGGCCCGCCCACGUCUCGGGUCCCCGCCCAACCAGGACAUGCCCUCCAUUCCGGGCCCGCCCACACAGGCCACGCCCACUUCUCACGACCGCGCCCUCCGGGCCACGCCCACCCACGACUGAUCAGGCCACGCCCACUCCACACGGCCACGCCCUCCCGGACCACGCCCACCAAUCACGCCCCAGCCCACAUAGCCCCACCCACUACUCACGGCCACGCCCUCCCGGGCCACGCCCUCGAUCACGGCCCGCCCACCAGUCCCCGCCCACCAAUCACGGCCCCGGCUUCCCACCAGGCCCCGCCCAUUCGGGGCCCCGCCCACGUCUCAGGCCCCCGCCCAACCAGGACACGCCCUACAAUCACGACCCCGCCCACACAGGUCAUGUCCUCUUCUCACGGCCACGCCCUCCCGGACCGCGCCCACCAAUCACGCCCCCCCGCCCCCCGCAGGCCCCGCCCACCAAUCACGGCCCCGCCCUCCCAGGCUCCGCCCACCCUCAAGGCCACGAUUUAUCACGCCACGCCCACACAGCCCCACCCACUCAUCGCGGCCACGCCCUCCAGAACCACGCCCACCAAUCACGGCCCGCCCGCGCAGGAGGAGCGCGGCCGCGGAACAGCGCCCCCUCCAGGGAGCGGCGGGACGGACAGCCAGGAGGAGCGCGGCCCCGCCCCCGCUCCCCUCUCCCGCUCCCAAUCCCGAUGA